AGCGACUUAGAAUUCUUUCUCUUAAAACCCUUUUGCAAAGAAGCUAUAGAUCUUGGUUUCUUUUUCAUCUUCACCGUUUUGGAUCUAGGGUUAGAAGUUCCAACGAUUCCUAUUUUCCUCUUCCUCCCUCUUUCCUUCAUCUCUAUCCCAUCUUCCCCUUCUCUGCGCACCAACACCUGAUCCAGCCACAUAACCAGCUCUACCAACGCCUGUUCUCAUCGGUACCAAUGUUCGGUCGCCGCCGCUCGCAUCUGUUUCUUGUUGAUAUCCAGCUGUUUGUUCUUGAUUCCGGUGGCAUUCAGUCCGGGUCUGUUGUUAGCUGCUCGAGAACAAGGCUCCGGUCAUUUCUGCUCGACCUCUGCAACUCCGAUCUCCCUCUCUCUUUCGGCAAUCAUUCUGAAAACUCAGAAUUGCAUCUCUUAGUUCACGAUAAUGUCCAAGUCUUGUAAGGGUCUUGCCAUGGAGCUUCUCAAGUGCCUCAAUGAAUCUGAUUGUGUCAAGGUUCAGAAGCGAUCCUACAGGGAAUGUGCUAAAGAGAAAAGCCCCUUAAUAUCCAGCGAGUGUGUGGGACUCAGGGAGACUUAUUCCAACUGCAAGAGAGAGCAGGCACGUUUUCAUUCAUUCUCUCUUCUUUUUAUCUUUUCCUUUGUGUGUUUCUUGUAUUCAUCGGCCAUUUAUUUGUUUGAAUUUUUUUUGUUUGAUUUUGUUAUCGCAAAAUUGGUAGUCGCAAUUGCUUGCUUUCUAAUUUUCUCACUUUAAAAACAAGCUUGAAUUGUAUGUAUACCAUUAGCUAAUCAUUUAAAUCAAAUUAAUGAGUGAUACUAGCACUAUUUGCUUUUCUUUUUUGUAGCACUUGUGUAUGAAGCAAGCAUGAAAACUAAGGGAAAGCCAGAUACUUCUGACAAUGCUAUUGAAAAUGCUGGCUUUGAGAUUUAGGACUCAUGGAAUCAAAUGAUGUUUAAUUUCCUUCUCUCUUGACUUGCAGGUGGUAACUGGUAUUUUUUUCUUUGUUUCAGGGUAUAUUAUAUGCAAAUCUUUUUUUAUAGUAUUUUAACUCAAUUUUCGAUUAUCAUUAAAAAUUAUCAAUUUUUAAUCAAUUUCAACAAAUGUCCCAUAGCCUGCAGAGUGAGGUGGAGAUUGCUAGUGACUAGAAACAAAAGAAAAGUAGGAAUAUUGUGCACUAUAUGGAAAUUGGUCUUUAAUGCCUUUGACUUCUAUUAUGCACUAUCUUUACUUUGGCAUAACUUCUAUUCUAGCAAUAAAAAGCACACAACUAAACUUUGGACAUGUCAUAAUUUAGAGAAGUGGUGCCAGGUCAUAGAUCAGCUUCUUGGUAGUGAAGGUUAGUUGUUUCGCUAGUUGAACAUAUAUUUUCCUCCAUUAUUUUAGUUAUGAAUCAUACAUCUCAUUUCAUAUUAUUAAUUUUUUUUUUACCAUUAGAGUGAACCAGAAUUUGUUGCCUAGUGGAAUAUGAAUGUGUAUACUUGCUCAUGCAAGCAUAUUUUAACUGAAGGUAGUCUCUUGUGAAUGAUCCAUAAUUUCUGACAUUUGCUAUCAUGCGUCAUAAUUUUUCAAAUAACCAGGUAAAGGCCUUAGCAAUCAAAUUGACUCAAAAGGAAGGAGAGUUGAUUUAAGACAAGUUUGGAGUGAAAAAACUAGCUACAAGGCAAAUUUAUUCCAGUUCUUAGAGCUAAGUAGUGUUAUUUUUAUGUUUCAUAAUCUUUUGUUUCCAAAUGUCUUUAAUUCUAUUUGCUUUGUGAGUUUAUGCUAAUAGUUAUUGAAAAUUUUGCCAUUUGACAUUUAUGUGUGGUUUGUUUUCUUUCCUUAACUCUGUGCUGUUUGGCCCUGCAUCUUGUUAGUUUAAUUUUUUAUUUUGAAGAUUGUCUAAGUACUUUGUUCCAUGUUUUAUGUUAACUUUUGCAGGAGGUUGAGGGGCUAAUAGGAGGGUCAUCUGGGGGCCAGAAAAACUAAAUUUUAUUACAUUAGAGUAUCAGACAAGUAAGGUGAAUAAUCAUAAUUUACCAAGUUUUGCAUUGUUUGAGUUUUUUCAAGUAUUAAUAGCAGUUUUGCAUUUUUCAUUUCCAAGUGGAAGAAAUUUUAAGGGCAUCAAUUUGCAUUUGGAUUAAUGACUAUGACUCUCUUUUGGUACUUUUUGCUCAAAGACAGAAUUUUGUAUCACACUCAUUAUUACUUUGGGAGAGACUCUUGGAUAUAAGAUUAAACAUCUUUGAAAGUUUUAAUAUAUGUUAGUAUGAGAAAUUAUGGUUUGUAUUGUUAUUAUAUUAUUUUUCCCUAAUCAAGAUAUUGUAAUUUG
This is a messenger RNA of Rubroshorea leprosula, 2314 nucleotides long. The record is from the annotation of a GenBank genome assembly. NCBI's taxonomy places the organism in Eukaryota, Viridiplantae, Streptophyta, Magnoliopsida, Malvales, Dipterocarpaceae.